GGCGUUCAGGUGGCCGCCGGAGAUCGGUGCGGUCCGCAUCUCCGCUUGCUGCCCGCCCGGCCCGGCGCGCCCGCAGCUUUAGCCAUGCUGUUCUGGCACACGCAGCCCGAGCACUACAACCAGCACAGCUCCGGCAGCUACCUGCGUGAUGUGCUCGCCUUACCCAUCUUCAAGCAGGAGGAGCCCCAGCUGUCCCCCGAGAAUGAGGCCCGCCUGCCACCCCUGCAGUAUGUGUUGUGUGCUGCCACAUCCCCAGCUGUGAAGCUACACGAAGAGACACUGACCUACCUCAAUCAAGGUCAGUCCUAUGAAAUCCGACUGCUGGAGAAUCGGAAGCUGGGAGACUUCCAGGAUCUGAGUACAAAAUAUGUCAAGAGCAUCAUCCGUGUGGUUUUCCAUGACCGCCGGCUGCAGUACACGGAGCACCAGCAGCUGGAGGGCUGGAGGUGGAGCCGGCCCGGGGACCGCAUCCUGGACAUUGAUAUUCCACUGUCUGUUGGUAUCUUGGACCCCAGGGCCAGCCCGACACAGCUGAACGCAGUCGAGUUUUUGUGGGACCCUGCGAAGAGAGCUUCUGCCUUCAUUCAGGUGCACUGUAUCAGCACAGAGUUCACCCCAAGGAAGCACGGGGGUGAGAAGGGGGUGCCUUUCCGAGUGCAGAUCGACACCUUUAAGCAGAAUGAGAACGGGGAGUACACGGAGCACUUGCACUCAGCCAGCUGCCAGAUCAAGGUGUUCAAGCCAAAGGGAGCUGACCGAAAGCAGAAGACUGACCGGGAGAAGAUGGAGAAAAGAACUGUCCAAGAGAAGGAAAAGUACCAGCCGUCCUAUGAAACCACCAUCCUCACAGAGUGCUCUCCCUGGCCCGACGUGGCCUACCAGGUCAACAGUGCCCCGUCCCCAAGCUACAAUGGCUCUCCAAACAGCUUCGGCCUCGGCGAAGGCAACAACUCUCCCACCCACCCGUUGGAGGCCCUGCCCAUGGGUAGUGAUCACCUGCUCCCGUCGGCCUCUAUCCAAGAUGCCCAGCAGUGGCUCCACCGCAACCGGUUCUCACAGUUCUGCCGCCUCUUUGCCAGCUUCUCAGGGGCCGACCUGCUGAAGAUGUCCCGGGAUGAUCUGGUCCAGAUCUGUGGCCCUGCGGACGGGAUCCGGCUCUUCAAUGCCAUCAAAGGCAGGAACGUGAGGCCGAAGAUGACCAUUUAUGUCUGUCAGGAGCUGGAACAGAACCGGGUGUCCCUACAGCAGAAGCGGGACGGGGGAGGGGACAGCAACCUGUGUGGGUGCAUGGAAGGGCCGAGGCACUUAAAAGAAGGCACUUGUCCCCCUCCUCCAGUGUACCACGCCAUCUUCUUGGAAGAGCUGACCACCUUGGAGUUGGUGGAGAAGAUCGCCAACCUGUACAGCAUCUCCCCCCAGCACAUCCACCGAGUCUACCGCCAGGGACCCACGGGCAUCCACGUGGUGGUCAGCAACGAGAUGGUGCAGAAUUUCCAAGAUGAAUCUUGUUUUAUCCUCAGCACAUUAAAAGCGGAGAGCAAUGACGGCUACCACAUCAUCCUGAAGUGCGGACUCUGAGCAGAAGCAGGACAGCUCGCCUCCAGCUCCCGGCGCACGGACCCCCUUGGAUGUUGACACUGCACCACUUUCAGCUGUGGCCUCGCCUGGCAAGCUGAGGCUAGGAGGGACCCUGCCCAAUCUAUGAAAGCUACAGACCAUCAGCAGCGGAGACCGCGGACUAAGUCCCCUUGCAGAAAGCCGGUGGCUUCUCUCUCUUCCUCUCGGCCUUCAGUUUCUGAGCGGCUCCUUGUCCUUUUUCCCAGCCCUGGCAUUCUAAAGAGGCAAGCAGUGGGUGCAACGUUUCUGAAACUCAGGCUCUUGACCUCAUUGAGUAUCUCGGAGCCAUGUGUGCUGGGACUUCUGCCCGCCCUCUGCCUCCAGAGAAAGCUCUGCCUCACCGCGUACCAUCACCUCCUGCUCCGGGAGCUGGGUCUGUGAUCAGUGCCCCCUGAGCCUGUGGGGGCAGUUUUCCCCUUCUACUGUCUUGGGGUUGCUUCACUUCUUAGUGACCUGGUGACAUCCAUCUGUUACUCUGUGCCUUGUGCCUCUUUCACCUUGACCUUAUGUCUGAGGACCUGCUGCUGCCUCAGCGUGGUAGACACCACCGUGUGUGUAAGAGCUGUCUAAACACGCUAGUGCUGAGGUUCCUCAGGGGAUUUGGGGGUGCGGUGGGAAUAGAAAAACUAUUUUCAGGCUCAUACUCACGAAUAGAAAAGGGAACAAAAUUAUUCUUCUUGAAUUAGUUCAGUAUGAUUUUAUUUCUGAGUAAUCGUGGGUAAGGAGGAUGAGGAGAUGAGCAUUCCAUUGUAUUAUGGGAUAACCUUGACUUUCGAAACACUGGGGCCUCUGGGCUGGCCUUACAAAAUCCCAUUUAGAGAAGUUGGUUACUCACUGAGGACAGUGUAUUUCGGGUGGGAGACUCAAAUUUAAGUUUUUCUCAUUUUUCAUUUGUACUGCCUUUGUCUAGGGUAUUUUACCUGCGUCGGAAUGGUUGGAUCACCUUUCUUAAUAGGCUGUGGGGAGAUUUGAGUGUCUGUCACUGUGCUAGACUCAGGAAUUAGUCUUUAUUUUGUCUCUGGUUCCUGGGAUCCUGUGGCUCAGGGCUUCAGCUCUUUGCUAAUGUAAAUUCAUCUUCCAAACCUGUGACUACCAGGUAAGAUUUUACAGCUUCUUCUAAAAUACUGCUUUUGUGGAAAAUAGUGCUAGGCUCAAAGAUUGCUGGAACUAGGUAGCUCUUGUUUUAUAGACGGGGAGACUGAAGCCCAGAGGUACAGUCUCCUGUGUGGUGUCACUUAAAUUUAUACAAACCAGAACACUUUUGAGAGUGAAAGGAGCUCUUGUAGUAACUUGUGUUGGGACCACAGCUGUGGUCCUGCAGUGUGAAAACAGGCUCUGUACAGUCCUGUGAUUUUUAG
Molecule: messenger RNA, 2975 nt
Organism: Tupaia belangeri chinensis (Chinese tree shrew)
Lineage: Eukaryota; Metazoa; Chordata; Mammalia; Scandentia; Tupaiidae
Gene: TFCP2L1
Product: transcription factor CP2 like 1
Exons: 15
Coding region: 85-1578 (497 amino acids)
Biological process (GO): regulation of transcription by RNA polymerase II
Cellular component (GO): nucleus
Molecular function (GO): DNA-binding transcription activator activity, RNA polymerase II-specific; RNA polymerase II cis-regulatory region sequence-specific DNA binding
Source: RefSeq, a predicted model, not a curated record